Rhinocladiella mackenziei CBS 650.93 is the source of this 1008-nucleotide messenger RNA. RefSeq lists its product as uncharacterized. The record is from RefSeq and is a predicted model, not a curated record. NCBI's taxonomy places the organism in Eukaryota, Fungi, Ascomycota, Eurotiomycetes, Chaetothyriales, Herpotrichiellaceae. Gene Ontology annotation, molecular function: protein binding. Bases 1 to 1008 code for a protein of 335 amino acids. The transcript is spliced from 3 exons.
AUGGCUGCGAAUUCUACAUGGCUAUACAGCCUUCCGAAUGAGAUUCUUUUCUCCAUCCUCUCCGGAUUCGAAACCCAGAGUCUUCUCCCAUGGGCCAUUGUCUCGCGCCGUUUCCAUUCCAUCAUCCUGCGGAUCCUGCAUUUCCGGCUCCUCCUCGCUGCAGCAUUGCCAGACUGCAAGCUCAUCCUCGAAGCUUACCACCCGAGUAGAAGAGACGGGGACUCAUCCCUACUCUGCACUUAUCUCGGUACCGACGGACUCGGUUCAAAGCACGAAGGUGAGGGGAGUCUGUACGAGGAAUGCGAGGGAGAACAAGGCAGAUUUGCGAAAUUAGGCGCGUUAUACAGUCGAUUCAGACCCGAAAGAUCGGGAGUACAGCGUUCAAUACCGUUACGACGAAUUGCUAGCACAGGACCAUCCCAAUCUUCGUCACAGCCUGCAUCAUCCGAUCCCUCCCAGUCGAACCGUGACGACGCAGGUGACAGCGCCGACUCCAAGGUGAUUCACAUCCUGAACCUCGACCCAGAUGAGCUGUUUGUUCAAUUCUGCGCAUAUCCGAGCUUGACCAGGCUUGGACCCACCCGAAGGCUUUUCUGGACCAACUUUGAAAUUGUGCAGUCUGGCCAAGGCGUUAUGAGGGUGUGGAAGCAGUGGUUGCAGGAUCGUGCUCAAGAACUCUGGCAACAAGAGCAAAACCCCGGGGUUGAGAUGGACCGAACAUCGACCACCACCAUCGGUGCUGACAAGAACAUUAUCUGGACAGACUACCGAAAGAAUGUUGGAUUACGAGUAGCAGUCCGAGAUCGGGAAGGAACCUGUUAUGGCAAGGAUCCUUGCGAGUUUGAUGAUUUGCCCAUGAGCUUCUCAAUUGAAAUACAGGAGCUCGUUGUGCGAACAACGCAUUUGAUGCUUGCUGUGGAAGCUUUCAUGCAGGAACAAGACAAUCGAUCAGGUAAAGCACUUAUAUUUGGCAAUUUCGCCUACGCACCCUCGUUUCCGGGCACGUGA